Messenger RNA from Priapulus caudatus, 1142 nucleotides. RefSeq lists its product as uncharacterized. Gene Ontology annotation, molecular function: protein binding. The record is from RefSeq and is a predicted model, not a curated record. Lineage: Eukaryota; Metazoa; Priapulida; Priapulimorpha; Priapulimorphida; Priapulidae. The annotation marks the transcript as partial. The transcript is spliced from 7 exons.
CGUGCGGACAACAGGGGCGACGCUUCCAGCAGAGGCAGCGCUCUGAGAACGAGCAGGACUACUCGGUCUUCUGCGGCAUUGACGAGUACUCGUGUAGGAGCACGCCGUACAUUUGCAUACCCGCCGCGAGGUACCAGGAUGGCUACAUGGACUGCGCAGACGGCUCCGACGAGAGAAGUCCCUUCAGCAUAAUUAUUAAACAUGUGUCGUCACAAAAAUGGUUCGCUGCCCUCCUGUCCAUGAACAUAGUCAAGGUGGACAACGGAAUCUAUUCGCCAAACGCCCCACGUCCGCCCGUUCGUCCUGGUACCCCACGGACAAGACCAACCACGACGACAACAACUACUAGACAACCAGUAGUAGUUACGGUCAGGCCGAUUGAUAUUCGCGUUGAGGUCAACAGAACUGUGGUACCAACCCAACCACCUUUCACGCGCACCUCUGUGGUAACACAGAGGCCAGGACCCAUUCUUAUCACGCUGCCUGUUAAGAUCCCGGGUACAACGACCACGACGACGACGACGACCACAACAACAUCCGCACCGACGACCGAGGGCUACAUUGAAGAGGUCGUGACCUUGGGAGUAUUCCCUACUCCCCGACCACCCGUGCGCCCGCAGUCACCGCUAACACGCGUGACGAUCGGCGGUACAACUGCAGGCCCAGGCAGGCCAGUGACUCCACGCGCGACAGAGGGUACGACGCAGGAAACCACGACGACAACCACGGAGACGCCGUCAACUAUACCCACGACUACGCAGGAGGUUAUUCUGCCGCCAAUCGCUACCGUACGACCACAGGUAAUCGGCUGCACGACGAACGCCGACUGUCACGACGAGCUGAACGAAUAUUGUUUAGAACUACAGAGAACGGGUCGCUUCUACUGCACCUGUAAGCCAGGCUAUUCGCGCACCGACCCCAAGGAGAGAUGCAUGGGUGUCAGUCAGUACAUAAUACUACUGAAGGUCGUCAGACAGAACGUGACGCCACUAGUAUACACGGCCGAACUCAGCAAUCCCGACUCUCCUCAUUACAAUCGACUCAUCUACGAGUACGAAAUCGGGAAAAAGACAUUCAUCCCGACUUCACGAUUCAUGGCAGUCGGCAAGCAUUCAUCGCUGAAGGUGGUAGAAUCACGAUAA